Molecule: messenger RNA, 1520 nt
Organism: Physella acuta
Lineage: Eukaryota; Metazoa; Mollusca; Gastropoda; Physidae
Product: leucine zipper protein 1
Source: RefSeq, a predicted model, not a curated record
UUUCACGAGCAGGAUAGAAGUUGUGGAAUAGUUUGAUAACGUUUUACCUACACGUCAAACGAAUACCAGAAGUCAAGAUUAAAAUGCGACCCAGGAUACACCUUGAACUUGUUGUACGGCAUAAGAAAUAUUUGGAAGAAAAUAUACAAGUUCUGGAACCUGUCUUGGAAGUUAUGAAAAACGCUGUAGAAAAAUGUCAAAAUUGGAUAGAAGAUAAAAUUGACAACCCGCCUCUCACGUACGGCGAACUUUGCCAGGAACUAGAGGCAGCUACAUUGAGUUUGUUGAAUACGUCAUCAUCUAUCAUAAAUGAAAAUAAAGACUACGUAAAUGUCGAGGACACUGCGCCAUCAUUAUCUCAGUCAACACCAUAUCCUACAGCAGCAGAAAAAUGGGACCCUAGUGAAUCAAAACAUCAAGUCACUAAACACGUUCAAUCAACAGCGGAAAUAUUGAGUCGACUUGAGCAGAUAGAGACAGCCAUAACUUCUUUACAAGACGUCAGUCGACUUGAGCAGAUAGAGACAGCCAUAUCUUCUCUACAAGACGUCAGUCGACUUGAGCAGAUAGAGACAGCCAUAUCUUCUCUACAAGACGUCAGUCGACUUGAGCAGAUAGAGACAGCCAUAUCUUCUCUACAAGACGUCAGUCGACUUGAGCAGAUAGAGACAGCUAUAUCUUCUCUACAAGACGUCAGUCGACUUGAGCAGAUAGAGACAGCUAAAUCUUCUCUACAAGACGUCAGUCGACUUGAGCAGAUAGAGACAGCUAUAUCUUCUCUACAAGACGUCAGUCGACUUGAGCAGAUAGAGACAGCUAUAUCUUCUCUACAAGACGUCAGUCGACUUGAGCAGAUAGAGACAGCAAUAUCUUCUCUACAAGACGUCAGUCGACUUGAGCAGAUAGAGACAGCCAUAUCUUCUCUACAAGACAUCAGAGACAAGUCUACAAAUGCAAUAUCAGAAAUAAAACAAUGGAGAGACAACUUUGUAACAAAACAGAUUGACAUGGGGGUAAACAUUGAACAACUGGUUAAAAGACAAAAACAGAAUUUUAAAAACCUCAGAAAACAAAUGAGUGAACAAGAUAACAAAGUAAAGGAGCUGAACAAAGAAAUUGAAAGUUUAAAAGAAAAAGAAUCCAAGUCAAACAAAACACUAGAGAAACUGUCUCUAGAUAUAAAGGGAUAUGAAAACAACUUACUCAAAAUAAACAAAGAUAUGCAAGAUCACACAGAUAAAACUGAUAGUAUAACACAAGAAAUUAAAAGACAUUCAGAUCAGAUGUCUACCCUACAAGAAGAGAGUUAUAAAACCAUGCAUAAUACAUCAACACAAUUAGAAAAGUACAUUUUAACAAACAAGCUCCUGCAACAAAGGUUGAUGCCCAUUGACAAACUGAUUCAAAUCUUUAACAAAAACUUGGAAACAAGGAAAGAAAGAAUAACGAAGCUGGAAAAUAUUGAAGGUGCUAUUUCAAAACUGUCCAAAGAUUUGAAUAUUAUACGUAAGUUUGCAUAA